Messenger RNA from Fusarium keratoplasticum, 1875 nucleotides. RefSeq names its product Zn(2)-C6 fungal-type domain-containing protein. Lineage: Eukaryota; Fungi; Ascomycota; Sordariomycetes; Hypocreales; Nectriaceae. Gene Ontology annotation, biological process: regulation of DNA-templated transcription. The transcript has 7 exons. Gene Ontology annotation, molecular function: zinc ion binding; DNA-binding transcription factor activity, RNA polymerase II-specific. Bases 31 to 1875 code for a protein of 614 amino acids. The record is from RefSeq and is a predicted model, not a curated record.
ACUUUACUCUUCACCCCGCAGAAUGAGAUCAUGGCGAUGAAUUACAGACCUAUCAAGCCUGCUCCCCCGAUGGAUGGGAGCCAUCGAGUGGACAAAUCAUCUCGAUCAGCACCGAAGAGGCCACCAGCAACCAAGACUGCUUGCUGGGGAUGUCGCAAGCGAAAAGCCAAAUGUGAUGGGCAACGACCAGCAUGUGCAAACUGCAUAAAGUCAACCAGAGAAUGCGUCUACGACACCAAGAUCAGGGAUUCAAACACAAGAGCUCUUCAGCUCGCCAACCAAGAGCUUCGAGAGCAGCUAGACGCCUCAAAUCUGCUUCUGAGGCAGCUGGCGUCAGGUGCUCCAGAAGUCCGAGGUCCUAUUCUCCAGUUUUUAGCAGGCAACAAGCAGCCUCAGGAGAUCAUUCGAGCUUUGAGGAUCGAUAAUAGCCUUGGGCUUCGACCAAAGCCGUCGGAGCGACGGCAAGACAAGAUCGUUUAUCGAUUGCUAGGCUCACAGACGCCGCACUCGACAACCCAUCAUACGAUGGAAAGUCUUCCGACCCCAGCCAAUUCUGUUGCUGAUUCAACCAUCAUGCCCGUAUUUGAUCAGCCCUCAUGGCAGCCUUCUGAUACGGACACUUCAGUAACUCCGGUUUCCAAUACUUUGGAUAAGUCCCCUAUGUUGCUAGAAGGUCCAUCUUCUCUCGAACCUGUGGCAUCUAGCUUUACUCCUCGGAAUGCCAUCACAGUUAAGCCGUACUUGCAAAGUCCAGUUCUCAUACCCGAAGCAUCUCGGAUCAAACGGGAGAGUCUCUUGUUUGUAUUUCCCUUGUUCAACCGUUUGGAUUAUCUGUUGGGUGCUCCCACAGACGAUCAUGAUACAAGCCCAGACCUCCUCAGAGACACAGAUCAAACGGCUCGCUGCUUUUCAUCCACGGGAGCUUAUCGAGGAGCGCCAUCUUUGAACCUUCCCAACUCUCACAGUUCCUACUCAUCUCCCGUCUUUGAUCAGCUGGCUAGUCUCGGCGAAUCGAGAGUACCUGUGCAAACCGGUCAAAGCCUAGCUGCCUUUCUCAGAAUUCAUUCCAACUACGGGAAUUCUUUUGGCAAUCUUCCACUCUCCAGCAGCAUCCGAGCCAAUAACUACCCUCCGGACGUUCAAGAUGCACAACUCAGAAACUUCACAGUGCCUAUUUGGGCUGUGACGACACUGAAUACUCUGCCUGACCCAGGCGGCCUGCGAGAAGCGUUUACCAGCGUGUACAACGAGGCGACGAGGUUACUCCAAGAAGGCACCGCCCUUGAAAAGGUAGUUGGGACACAUCCUGAGAUAGCGGCAUUAUUCGACCAAGGUGUAUUUGACAAGUCAACUCUUCUUUCAAAAUGGGCUGCACAGAUGGUGCAUAGCGUUAAGCUCAAAGGAUACGACUUUACCUGCUUUGCAUCGAUGUACGUCUUCUGGUACCUGAUGCGAUGGAUGAUCAGCCCAUCUCCCGAAACAUAUGCCGCCAUACCAGAAUGGAUCAGGCCAACGCCAAACCAACUUUUCAUACCUCAUAUCAAUAUGGUCGAUUUUGCCAUCUGGCCAGACUUCCGUGAGCUUGUGGUCCAGCUACCAUCCAUGCAAGAGCAUAUGGAGUGGCUUAUCGACUUAUCCAACUCGAUUCAGUGCGAGUGGCCAUAUGAGCUUGAUCAAGCACUGUGCAAGGACGAAGCCAGUGGAAACAUUGAUCUUGUUGACUUGGCCAAGCAACAUGUGUGGACUCUAGGGUGCUGGUCCGUAGGCCCGACGUUUCGGAGUUACUUAUUAAACGCGGAUAACUACGUAAAUAUUAGAGUUGAAGAUCUGGAAGUUGGCGCAUCCGCAUAUACUGAACUGGGGCGAGAGAUGUGA